This is a messenger RNA of Dunckerocampus dactyliophorus (ringed pipefish), 8889 nucleotides long. RefSeq names its product major facilitator superfamily domain containing 12b (gene mfsd12b). Gene Ontology annotation, molecular function: symporter activity. Gene Ontology annotation, cellular component: membrane. Bases 6664 to 8052 code for a protein of 462 amino acids. Gene Ontology annotation, biological process: carbohydrate transport. Lineage: Eukaryota; Metazoa; Chordata; Actinopteri; Syngnathiformes; Syngnathidae. The record is from RefSeq and is a predicted model, not a curated record. The transcript has 9 exons.
AGGAUGCAAAGGCCACUUUGAUAUUUUGUAUACCAACACAUGUAGAUAUGCUAAGACGUUAAAUAUAUUUCAAGAAAAAAUUCUGCAUCUCAGCUUUGUGAUAUUGGUGAAAAGGCGUAUUACUAGGAUGAAGUUUGGUUUGGGCUCUUUCUUCCCCAUUUCCGUACAUUUUCUACUUGUAAUACUAUGACUUGAUUUCCAUGAUAUUUUUACUUUAUUCCCAAUAUAUAUUAAAUAAUUUCCAUACAUUUUCUACUCAUAUUAUGACUUAAUUCCCGUAAUAGUUUGACUUUUUUCCCAUAAUAUUAUAACUUACUCCCCAACUUCAUUUUCUAAAACGUACAACUUGUUUGUUUCUGAUUACGACUUAAAAGAAACCUCUUUAAAAAGAAAAUUCAACUCCAUGCUACUAAAAUGACGUUAUUUUUCCUCAUAAUAUUACGAGUUUAUUCUCUUAAAAUUGUAAAAAAUUUUCUCAUUCAAAUGUGACUUUUUUUUUCAUCUUUAAUAUUUUUGGACUUUACUCUUGUUCAAUUACAGCUGUUUUUGCCAUUUCCGCUGCUCUUUUCCAACUAUUUUUGUAAUUAUGACCUUAUUCCCAUAAUAUUUUCACUUUAGUUCAUAACGUAACUUCUUUUCCCCAAACUAAUUUCCCAAAAGGCACUUUAUUUUGUUUUGUUUCUUUCUCAUAAUAUGACUUUCCCAAAAAUAUUUUUCUUUAAUAUUUCAACAUGAUGCUAAAUGAUCUUAUUUUUCCUCAAUAUUUACGGCGUUAUUCUCGUAAAAAUUACAACUUAGAUUACAACUCUCGUUUGAUUACAAUUUUUUUUUCUCUUCAUAUUUUGACUAUUCUGGUAAAAUUAUUGCAGAUUAUUCCCAUUCGUGCUGCUGAGAUAUAUAUAUAUAUAUAUAAUAUAUAUAUAUUUUUUUUGGUUUCUUGUUAAAUUAUAUUGUUAGAAUGUAUGACGGGCUGCAAAUGGCCCCCAGGCUACCCCUACUGUCACAUAAUGAUUAUGCACUUCUCUCACUUUGGCUUCUCCCCACCCCACCUCCGCUGUGACAAUGAACACAUUGUGCAAUGGUGGUGUUUGGCUCUGUGUGUGCAGUGUUUCCCACAGGCCUGCAAUCUACUUGUGGUGGCCGUAGCGGGUAAUCAUCACAUUUACAUAAUUGGCCAUGAUGCAUUUGCAAAAAGUAACUUAAAAAACAUGAAAGCAAAACAAAUAUGUCUCCAACUACAAAUUAACGUUCUUCUGUCGCUUCUUUUCGUUGUAUUUGUUGUCCAAACAAGACUGCGCCGCCUGUGAGUGCUUUCAGACGGAGCUGGGGCCCACAACAGCACCCGCUGCUCGUUGAGAAGAGCGAUACGUGCUUUCAUGUCAGAUCCGCCAACGGUCUCUUCACUAGAUUUGUCGGUAGUCGCUUUUUUGAGUAUCUUAAGUCGCUAAGUUGGCAACACCGAUCCCUCCUGUUCCAUCUUGUUAUAUUCUCUGGCAGACCAGGUGCAUUAUAUAUAAUGUGUUUAUGAGCACAUUAAAUGACCACAAAUGAAUGUUUGGGAAACACUGGUGUGUGUGUGUGUGUGUGUGUGUGCUGCUAUUCACAGCAUUUUACACCUCAGUGCAGUGCACAGGUUCGAAAAGACACGGCGUGCCUGUUCAACUGAUGAGGAAGAAAAUAUUUUCAUUCCUUUUUCUGCAUUUGUGCUGUUUUAUGUCAAUGGAGAAGAAUUAAUGAAUGAGGAGGAGGAGGAGGAGGGUGGCCGUGCAGUUGCCCACAGACCACAAUGGUCGGGGUGAGAAAGUGACGUGUCAUGCGGUUUUGUAUGUGUCACCUGAUCACAGGCUAGUUAUCACUUUUAGGAGAGACUUUAGACCUACAUAACAGCCAGUGAUUUUCACCAUGUAAACAUCACGACAGCAAAGAAGGGAAUUGACCACAACAUUAGGUACACCUGUGCAGUCAAAACGGAUCCAAUCUCCGCAUGUUCAGUUUUAAGGAUAUGACAUUUUUUUCCUUAGGAACGCAACCAAUACUAAUUGUUUUACUCUAGUUCAUAUGUUGACCGAGAACUAAUUCAAGAGAUUCAAGAUUCAAGAGAGAUUCAAGAGAGUUUUAUUGUCAUGUGCAUGGUAAAACAGCAGUUAUACCAUGCAAUGAAAAUCUUAUUCUGUUCAUUCUCCCAAGAAAAGAAAGAAAACACAAGAAAGAAUAAGAACAUAAGAAACAUAAACAUAUGUACCAAUAAAUUAAGCAACAACAACAGAAGAGACAUUAAUACAAAUAAAUAAAUAAAGUGCUAUGAGUGUGUGCAUGUGUUGCGUGUAUGAGUGCUUCGUUGAGAAGCCUGAUGGCCUGCGGGUAAAAGCUGUUUGCCAGCCUUGUGGUCCUGGACUUCAAACUCCUGUAGCGUCUGCCUGACGGUAGGAGUGUGAAUAAUGAGUGUUGUGGAUGUGUGCUGUCCUUGAUGAGGUUGUGUGUUCUGCGUAGGACUCUAGAUUUAUAAAUGUCUUGCAGUGAGGGGAGGGCUGCCCCAACAAUGUUCUGUGAGGUCUUGAUCACCCGCUGGAGUGCCUUCCUAUCACGUGUUGUACAGUUACCGUACCAAACAGUGAUGGAGGCGGUAAGGACACUUUCGAUAGUGCAUCUGUAGAAGCAACUCAGGAUUGUGGUGGACAUGCCAAAUUUCCUCAGUCUUCUCAGGAAGUACAGUCUCCUUUGGGACUUCUUCAGAAUUUGUUGGGUGUUGUGAGACCAGGUGAGGUCCUCGCUGAUGUGUGUGCCAAGGAACUUGAAGGUUUUCACCCUCUCCACCUCAGUCUCAUCAAUAAACAGGGGUUUAUGCGGCUCCUUUUCCCUUGUUCUUGGGUCGAUGAUCAUCUCUUUAGUCUUAUCUGUAUUGAGAAGGAGAUUGUUAUCACGACACCAAGCUAUGAGGUCCGCCACCUCUCUUCUGUAUGAUGUUUCAACACCACCAGUGAUCAGACCGAUGACUGUAGUGUCAUCCGCAAAUUUAAUGAUGCUAGUGUUGUUCUGGGAGGCCACGCAAACGUAGGUGAAGAGCGUGUAGAGGAGCGGACUAAGCACACACCCCUGUGGGGUCCCAGUGCUCACAAUUCUUGAGCUGGAUGUGCGGUUGUGGACUCUGACUGACUGGGGUCUGCCUGUGAGAAAGUUAAACACCCAGUUACAGAGGGAGGGAGACAGGCCAAGUGUGAGGAGCUUGUUUGUGAGUUUGUGGGGGGCUGACUGUGUUAAAUGCAGAGCUAUAGUCUAUAAAUAGCAUUCUGACAUAUGUGUCCUGGCCCUGUAGGUGAGAAAGGGCUGUGUGGAUGGCAGUGUUGACUGCAUCAUCCGUGGACCGGUUCUGGCGAUAUGCAAACUGUAGAGGGUCCACAGUUGCCGGGAUGCUCUUUUUGAUGUGGGUCAUGACUAUUCUUUCAAAGCACUUCAUUACAAUAGGAGUGAGUGCUAUAGGGCGAUAGUCAUUCAAGCAGGUCACGUUGCUCUUCUUGGGUACGGGCACUAUGGUGGUGGACUUAAAGCAGGUCGGUACAGAUGCUUGUGCGAGCGACAGGUUAAAUAUGUCAGCAAGCACAUCGGCAAUCUCUGAUGAGCAAACCCGAAGUGCACGUCCUGAGAUGUUGUCUGGGCCUGGUGCUUUUCGUGGGUUUGUUUUGUUCAGAAUCCUACGCACAUCUGCCGAUGUCACCAUGAGAGGUGAGUCCUGUGUGCUCCCCAAGUCCAGCCACCCUCUCUGCUCAUCAGGAGUUUGGGUGUCAAAGCGGGCAUAGAACUCAUUCAGCUCAUCUGGAAGUGUGGUUUGGCUGGAUGUGGCUACGCUACUCCGUUGUCGAUAGUCUGUGAUGUGCUGGAGCCCCGCCCACAUGCCGGGGGUCUGAGGUGGAAUAGUAGACCUCCAGCUUCUGUCUGUACUGUCUUUUGGCCUCUCGUAUGGACCUCCUCAGGUCAUAUCUGGCCUUUUUGUAGUCAUCAGCGGUGCCCAUGACAAAUGUAGUCGAACGAGCACGUAGCUUAGCCCUUACAUCACAGUUCAUCCAGGGUUUUUGGUUAGGGUAUUUUCUGUAAUACUUGGUGGUGCUAACAGUCUCUAUGCAUGUGCUGAUGUAGCCAGUAACAGCAGAAGCAUAUUCAUCCAAAUCAACAGUACAAUCUUCCCUCCCCGCUGCAGUUUUAAACACAUCCCAGUUUGUGCAGCCAAAGCAGUCCUGAAGUACUUGAUCAGUUUCUUCAUUCCACACUUUAACAGCUGUACUUACAGGGGGAGCUUGUUUGAGAAGUUGUCUGUAUGUUGGAUAAAGGAAUAUAGAGAUGUGGUCGGCCUUUCCAAAGUGGGGUCUUGGAACAGCCUUCAAAGCACCUUUCAUGUUGCUGUAGACUUGGUCCAGGAUGUUAUUUUCCCUUGUGGGAAAGCUCACAUGCUGGUAAUAUUUGGGGAGAACAGUCCUGAGGUUGCAGUGGUUGAAAUCGCCAGAUAUAAUGACUACAGCAUCCGGGUGUUUGGUCUCGUGUUUAUCAAUGAUGUCAUGCAGGAGGCCCAGUGCGUUAGCGGUUUUAGCUCGUGGUGGAAUGUAAACAGCAGUUAAAUACACAGCGCUAAACUCACGAGGCAAAUAAAAAGGUCAGCAUUUCACCAUCAGCAGCUCAAUGUCUUGCGAGCAGUGCUUUUCCAUCGUCUGUACUUCUGUGCACCACCGUUUGUUUACGUAAACACAGACGCCGCCACCUCUGUGUUUACCGGACUUUACCAGACGCUAAAGUCCGAUCUCCCCGGUAAGCAGCAAAUGUUUCCAACUGGAUCGCCGAGUCCGGUAUAUCCUCCGUCAGCCAGGUUUCUGUGAAGGUGAGCACACAGCAUUCCCUGAUCUCACGAUGAGCUGUAACCCUUGCUCUUAGUUCGUCCAUCUUGUUUUCGAGGGAGCGGACGUUGGCUAGCAGCAGGCUUGGUAGCGGUGGCCUAGUCGCUCUAGCUUUUAGCCUAGCAUGCAGGCCGGCCUGCUUGCCUCGUUUACGCCUCGGAUGCUUUGCUCGCCGGGUAUUCAGCUCACCAGACCCGCAGGCUGCUGCGUUCUCCCGGCGCAGAAGAAAGGCAAAGUCUGAGAGGCUAAAUUAAAGUUCAUGGUGAACCCUGCCAAUGUUCAAAAGUGUCUCUCUGUUGUAAUGUACUGCGUGAGUCUGUUGAAUGUCCAAAAUGAACAAUAAAAUAGAAAAAAAACGGGAGAGUGUCACAGAGACGUCUGCCACGGAGGACGCCAUCUUUGAAGACUUUGAAGACUAAUUGGCAGAUACCUGGCAGUAUCUAUUUCAGUCAACUAUGGCCAUGAAUUUAUAGUUAGAUAUAAUGGCAGACUUUUAGGUCUAGCUCAUGUUUAACGUCUUUAUUUGUUGGUGCAGGUGUACCAAACGUGGUGGCUGGUGUGUGUACAGUUUUAAGACACACUCUUCACAACAAGUUAGGGAUAUGACAUUUCAGGAUGAACCUAAAAUGCACCGUAACCUUCACAGGUGAACCCAUUGUGACAUUUUCUAAACCUUUGAAUGCAUAUGUCCCAACUGUUCAAUGUUUCGGUACUUUUUGCACAGCUUACUGUUCUCUAACAAGGAGAUGAACGGCAAAAUUCACAACAGAUGAACUAGUUUUUCAGUCUCUCUGUAUCUCCAAUGCAUCCUGCUGAAGGCACUCUGUUAGACUCGAAUCUCAGCAGCCACUUCCCUCUGAGAACAUCCUGUUUGAAGCAAGCAGGCAAUUGUCCAGGAAAUGUACUCAUGGAUCACACACACGCACGUUAUGAAGUUUGCCAUUCAGGACAGCAAUCUUGUGCAAAAAUUACUUACUCAUUAAAAUAGACAGUUUAGAGAAAGUCAAAAAGUUAACCAGUAAAGGUGGGUCACAUACACGCCCAUUUCAUUGUAACCUUUAAAUUGUUUCAGUAGUAUAUGUUUGAACUUAUAUUACACAGUAUUGUAACGUUCUACAACUGCCUCAACGGUGUUUUACCACCGGAAAAGGUGGGGUUCACUGCACGAGGCCGCUUCGUAGACUCCAUGUCCCACAAUGCAACUUGACGUCAUCGUCCGAACCGCCUAGCUUGCGCUUUAAUGAGGCUUUGUUUUUGACGCGUGGACAUGGGUUGUCCCUGAAGUCUACGGCUAGCUGUGUUUAUCUUUUUUCUUUAGUAUUUUAAGAUUAUGAGACAAAAAUGGAGUAUAAGUGGAACCACAACACGCGUGACAAGAAAAGAGAUGAAAACGGAAGUAAGGAGCCAACGCCGACGCCACAUAACAUACAUGUUUGGAGACGUGAGUUUCACAAGGUGUUUUUUUUGUAUUUUGCUUACGUAGGCGCCAGUUGUUCCGUGCUUGGGUGAAAAGAAAGGAAGUACUUUCGGUCACGGGUUCUUCAAGCCACUCAUAAUCACAGCUUGAUUAUUCAUCUUUGCAUCCGAGGCGUGUACAUUGCAAAGAUCGUUUAAUAGCCUUAACACUAGGGGACGACUUUAAUGCGGCAGAUCUGCGGAUGCUGAGAGCCAGCUGUUCUUUUUUUGUUGUUGAAUCCAUCCACUGUUUACUUGUAAAUACGACAAGGACCGGGAUCUAAAACAACUGUAAAUAAAGCCAUUUUUAUCACCAGUCCAAGUCAUCAUGGAGCAGCCUGUGCCCGCCGAGAGGACCUUGUCAGUGUGCAGCCGUUUGUGUUACGCUGCCGGACAUUUUUUAAAUGACUUGUGCGCCUCCAUGUGGUUCACCUACCUGCUGGUCUACCUGCACUCCGUCCUGGGCCUACAGAGCACUUUUGCAGGUGUGCUGCUGCUCGUCGGCCAGGUAGCAGAUGGUGUGUGCACCCCCCUGGUUGGGUAUGAAUCUGACAGAUCUACUGGCAGACAUGGGAAGAGAAAAAACUGGCAUUUGCUGGGAACCAUUUGUGUUCUUCUGUCUUUCCCGUUCAUUUUCAACCCGUGCUUGGCCUGCUCCACUAACACCCCCCAGUGGGCCGAGGUCAUCUACUUCGUCCCCUUCAUCAUUAUCUUCCAGUUUGGAUGGGCGGCCACUCAGAUCUCACACCUGUCCCUCAUUCCAGAGCUGGUUUCUGGUGAGAGCGCCAAGGUGGAGCUCACCGCGUUCAGAUACGCCUUCACUGUGGUGGCCAACAUCACCGUGUACGCUGUGGCCUGGUUGCUCUUUCAUUUCCAGGCUCAACAUGACAUGGACAUCACAGACAACCUGGGCCGGGCCGACAUCCCUCUGUUUAGGAUGCUGGCUUUCAUCCUACUGGCCAUUGGAGCAGUGUUCUCCUUAAUAUUCCACGCCGGCACAAAAGAAAAGUCAAGAACAGUGGGAGAAGAUCCGCUGCUCGCUCCUUCCCCUGAUGAGGAAGUGUUGCCUCUUCAAGUGUUUCAGUGGCAACACUGGCUAAAAGAGCCUUCUUUCUACCAGGUGGCCUUUCUGUACAUGUGCACAAGACUGAUAGCCAACCUGUCCCAGUCGUACAUCUCUGUUUACCUCACCAACUCUCUGAUGCUACCAAAGAACUUUAUUGCCAUUAUACCGCUGGUGAUGUACGUCAGUGGAUUCGUUAGCUCGCUGGCUAUGAAGCCCAUCAGCAAGCUUGUAGGCAUCAGUAUGAUGUAUUUUGCCGGCCUGCUGCUGGUGAUCGGCUUUGCCAUCUGGGUGAUUUUGGACAAAAACAUGGGAGCUGACAGCAUCUAUGGCGCGGCGGUGCUGCUGGGAGCCGGGUCAGCCAUCAUCCUGGUUAUGUCUCUGUCCAUGACCGCCAAACUCAUCGGGGAGCAUACGCAAAGUGGAGCCUUUGUUUAUGGCUCAAUGAGCUUCACAGACAAAGUGGCCAAUGGCGUGGGAGUCAUUGUCAUCCAGAGCAUCAGGCCAUGCAGCACAGAGGCAUGCUGCCCAGCGUGUAUAUGGUUUUAUCGUGAUGUCAUGGCAACGGUAACUGGGGGCGUGGCUGUGGCUGCAGCACUUUGCCUGGUAACAAUUCUCAUCUGGCCAAUCAAGACCAGGAAAACUGCAUCAUAAUAAUAUAUUAUUAUUAUUAUUAAACUGUGCAUAUAUAGAUUUGACACAAUUCCAAUUGAUGUUAUAUACAAGUGUGCUUGAUGUCUUUUUGGAUGCCUUUAUAAUACUAAAUUAUAUUUGCGCACAAUUUACUUUGCUUUAUUUGUUGUUUUUACCGAGUAUUCUUGUUUUUUUUACAAGUGAAACAAAAUGUUAUAAGGUCAAAUGCAGUGAAUGAAUAUAUGUAACCUCAUUUCCCUGUGAAGUUGUACAGAUGAAAGACACAAUUUAAAUGUUUAUUUUCAAAGGAACUGACAUGCAACUAUGUACAAUUAAACACACUAAAGGCCAAACAAUAAAAGCUGUGAUUACAGUGUGACAGUAUGUUGAGUGUGACUGAAUAUCUGAGUGAAAGCGGAGUUAUUAGAAAUAACUCAGUUAGCCACAUUAAAAUCAAACAGCCAGACUUUACACAGGUCCACUGGGGGAAAAUAAGUAUUUGAUCCAUUGCCGAUUGUGUAAGUUUACCCCCCUACAAAAAUAUUAACAUGCCAGAAUUUUGAUGGCACAAUUAUUGUGACAGAGAGAGAUGGUAUGUAACUAAAAUAUAAUGUAAGGGGUGUACCCACUAGUGAGAUACUGUAUAAAAUAACUGUCUCAACAAAUGCAAUAUUGUGAUUGUAGUAUAGUUGCGUACUGGAUCAUACUUAUAAAAAAUUUAAAAUGAAGUAGUUAAAGUAUUAGAGACACCUGUCAGUGUGUUAUUUCUAAUUUGAAUGUGCUGGUGUAUGCUAUACAGUGAAAUGUGGCAAGGGGAUUAUUGUGAACCAUUGAAGGGAUUCAUUUGUAUAUUUGUUA